Molecule: messenger RNA, 690 nt
Organism: Phyllostomus hastatus (greater spear-nosed bat)
Lineage: Eukaryota; Metazoa; Chordata; Mammalia; Chiroptera; Phyllostomidae
Gene: IFT25
Product: heat shock protein family B (small) member 11
Exons: 7
Coding region: 161-592 (143 amino acids)
Biological process (GO): intraciliary transport
Cellular component (GO): cilium; intraciliary transport particle B; centrosome
Source: RefSeq, a predicted model, not a curated record
GCACAGCCUUUCCAGUCGCUGCAUCUGUAUAUUUGUUUUUGCCCUAGAAUCACCAAAGCAAGGAGGAGGGUGAGCAAGAUUAUUCAUGGGAGCAGUCUGAAGUUUACUUACGUAGAGUCCCUCCCACUCGUGAAGAGCUUGGUUGGCUAAACAGUUUAAGAUGAGAAAAGUUGAUCUCUGUUUGAGCUCUGAAGGGGCUGAAGUAAUUUUAGCUACAUCAAGUGAUGAAAAACACCCUCCUGAAAAUAUGAUUGAUGGGAAUCCAGAAACAUUUUGGACCACCACAGGAAUGUUUCCCCAAGAGUUCAUUAUUUGUUUUCACAAACAUGUAAAAAUUGAAAAGCUUGUAAUCCGAAGUUACUUUGUGCGCACUUUGAGGAUUGAAAAGAGCGCGUCUAAUGAGCCAGUUGAUUUUGAGCAGUGGAUUGAAAGAGAUCUAGUACACACAGAGGGGCAGCUUCAAAAUGAAGAAAUUAUGGCGCAUGAUGGCCACGCCACUUACUUGAGAUUCAUUAUUACAUCAGCCUUUGAUCAUUUUGCAGCUGUGUAUAGCAUUUCUGCAGAGGGGACAGCAGUUUCCAAUCUUUCUUAAUAAUUAUAACAAAAUGAUUUUAUGUGAUUUUUAACAAUAUAUUUAUUUAAAAACAAAAUUGUCUUUGAUAUAGUUUAUUAAAGGGAUUUGUAUCAGUC